Messenger RNA from Doryrhamphus excisus (bluestripe pipefish), 2243 nucleotides. RefSeq names its product EGF-like fibulin extracellular matrix protein 2a (gene efemp2a). Lineage: Eukaryota; Metazoa; Chordata; Actinopteri; Syngnathiformes; Syngnathidae. Gene Ontology annotation, molecular function: calcium ion binding. The record is from RefSeq and is a predicted model, not a curated record.
GACAGUGUGAUUUUUAACAAGAUCCUCCUGUAAGGACAGCUGCCGCCACCCAGGAAGACGCUGCAAGGACACAGCAGGACAAACGCUGUCCCGCCGCCCAAAAAUGGGGGGGGGGAUUGGUCCUAAUGUUCUGGAAUGAAUCCGUAGCACAGUCCAGCUUGAGUCACGCUGACACGGACGCGGGUUAAGCAACAUCCCAACCUGUUUGCGACACAUGGGGGGAUGCAUGUUUAGGGAGUCACGCCGCAGCCGGAAAUGAUUCCGAGCGGAGCAACGGAUUAGUCAUUGCGAAGCAGGAGAAGGAGCAGGAGAAGGAGCAGGAGAAGGAUAAUGAUAGGAGUUUGCUUGAAGGCAUCGCGAGGCAGAAAAAGGGCCGCCGCUUCUUUCUGCUGAGGUGCCCCGCUCGGAGAUCUAGGGACCACUUCCCUGACCAGUCCGGAGGUCCCACGCCAGGGUCCGCACCGUCUGAAGCCCACCGAGGACUUGUUGGUGAGUUCACAUCCCGGCUGAGAAGCCGGAAAGAGAUGCUCAUUGGCUGCCCCGAGUCACCUGAUCCCAGCUGCGUGUGUGUUAUUGUCUCCCGUCCAUUAGCGUACUAGCAUGCAGGGGGUGUGUGUGUCUAUCUUGUGCGUGUGCGUGCUCCUCCAUCGUGCUACUUCACAGCCGCCCCAAGAAAGUGACACCUACACGGAAUGCACAGAUGGCUACCACUGGGACCCCCACACGGAGCACUGCAAAGAUAUAAACGAGUGCGAGACCAUCCCGGAUGCCUGCAAGGGGGAGAUGAAGUGCUUCAACCAUUAUGGAGGCUACCUGUGUCUCCCCCGCUCCGCCUCGGUCAUCCCGGCCCCCGAGCCCCCCAUCGCGCCCACCGAGGCCUUCAACCCCUGUCCUCUGGGCUACGAGCCGCAGGGAGACAGCUGCGUGGACGUGGACGAGUGCGAGCGCGACGAGCACGACUGCCAGCCCAGCCAGCAGUGCAUCAACACCCUGGGGGCCUUCAGCUGCCAGUGCCCCGACGGCUACCGCAAGGUCGGCACCGAGUGCAUCGACAUCGACGAGUGCAGGUACAGAUACUGUCAGCAUCGCUGCGUCAACGUUCCCGGUUCCUUCUCAUGCCAGUGUGAGCCCGGAUUCCAGCUAGCGGGAAACAACCGCUCGUGCGUGGACGUGAACGAGUGUGACAUGGGGGCUCCCUGCUCUCAGAGAUGCUACAACACAUACGGCACCUUCCUGUGUCGCUGCGACCACGGAUACGAGCUGGGCCCGGACGGCUUUGCUUGCAACGAUGUGGACGAGUGCAGCUACUCCAGCUACCUGUGCCAGCAUCAGUGCGUCAACGAGCCGGGAAAGUUCUCCUGCGUCUGCCCCGAGGGCUACCGGCUGCAAGGCACGCGACUCUGCCAGGACGUCAAUGAGUGCGAAACGGGCGAGCAUCAGUGCACUGACACGCAGACCUGCGUCAAUCUCCAUGGCCGCUACCAGUGUGUGGACGCCAACCGCUGCCAGGACCCGUACGUGCAGGUGUCGGAUAAUCGCUGCGUGUGUCCCGCCACCAAGCCCGCCUGUCGAGACGUACCUUUCUCCAUCGUGCACCGCUACAUGAGCAUCACCUCGGAGCGCUCCGUGCCCUCCGACAUCUUCCAGAUCCAGGCCACCAGCGUGUCCCCGGGGGCUUACAACACCUUCAGGAUCCGCUCGGGCGACGACAACGGCGACUUCUACAUCAGGCAAAUCAACAACAUCAGCGCCAUGCUGGUCCUGGCCCGUGCCGUCUCAGGACCCAGAGAGUACACGCUGGACCUGGAGAUGGUGUCCGUCAACCCCCUGCUCAGCUACCAGGGCAGCUACCAGAGCAGCUCCGCCCUCAGACUCUCCAUCUACAUUGGGCCGUACACCUUUUAAAGGACGCGGCGGGAGGAAGGAAGAGGAAGAUGAAAAAACUGUGACGCCAGGCCAGCUUAUUAAGUGAAAUAUUACCACGUCUUCUUCGGUUUUAGUCGGCAUCAGCCAGCGAAGAGCUGCUGGCUGCCGCUCUUCCACUGCUCCACCGCUCCGCUCCUGGCUUCGGGGCCCGUAACACACGUUGCCUUCUGGUGCACUACCACCACCCCCAACCCCCCCCCCCGUCCCGUCUCACCUCAGGGUGCACACGACCUUCACCGUUUCACCUCAUAGGUUUGUCACGUUGUCUUUGUACUUUUUCAAACUACUAUUAAACAAUAUACCAUUUUACCCGUGUC